AUGAUGAAUAUUUUUAAAAAAAAGAAGUUUAUAUUAGACGAAAAUGAAGAGGAAAAUGAUUAUAACAAUGAAGACGUGAUAGGUGAUAAUAAUAAAAAAGAAGAAACAGAAGAAAAAGGUAAAAAAUCAGAAGACGAAUCGAUAAAGGAGUCAAAACAAGAUAUAUAUAAUAGCUUAAUACAAAAUAAAGAUAAAUUGAUCGACAAAGGUGAUAAGCCAGGUUUAGAAUUCUCCUCUUCCAAACCUUUGUCGGGAAACCCCGUUGAGGGGAAGAUCGAAUCAAACAAUGAAAAUAGGGUUGUGAGUAAUGAUCAAAACGGAAAGGAAAGCGAAAAUAAUAACGGUGAUAACGGUUCCAAAAUAAAAGUUAUAAAAAAAUUGAGAAAACUGAAAAAGAGUUUCAAUCCACAAAAUAGUGACGAAUCAGAUACCCAAAAGGAGACAGAAAAACCGAUAAAAGCAUUUAAGUUUAACAAAAAAAAUUUUAUUUUAAAAAAUACUGAUUCAAAAAAACAAACGCAUGAUAAUGAAAAUCAUACAAUUGAUGAGAAUCAUAAGCUGGAUGAAGUAGACACACAGAAAGAAAAAAAGAAAAUGAAAAAAGAUAAAAAAAAUAAUAAAAUAAAAAAAGGAAAAGAAGAAAGAAAGGGGAAAGGUGAAAACCCAGAGAAAGAAAUUGAAGAAGAAAUGAAAAAUGAAAUGGAAAGAGAAAGCGAGGAAAACGAUCUUUGGGAAAAUAACACACAAAGUGAAAAAGGGAAAACAAAUAGUAAUACAGCAAAUGAAAAUGAUGAUGAUUAUGAGGAAAAAAAGGAUAUAACAAAAAAAAAAAAAAAAAAAAAAAAUGAAGAUAAUGUCCCUAUAGACAAUGCAAUAAAUGAAACUACAAGAAAAAACAAUAAAAUAAAAAAUUCAAAACUAAUGGAAGAUGUAAAAACGAAUGAAGAUAAGAUAAGACUAAAAUCAAUUUAUAUAUCAUUUUUAAAAAAGGAAUAUAAUAUCGAAGAAUAUAUUUUUGAAAGUUUAAAAGUUAUAAUUCCUUUAAAUAAAAAGGACACAUUUCUAACUGAAAAUAACAUUAUUUUGGAUAAUAUGGAUAAAAAUGAUGUAAAAAAAAUGGAGCUUUUAUGGUUUGACAAAUUAACUAAAAACAAAAGAAGCAUAAUAAACUGUUUCAUUACACUAAGCAAGUUAGGUUCAUCCUAUAAAAACAUAGAUGGGGAAGCUGGAAUAAAUGUUAAGACAGACAGACUAAAAAAAGACGAAGAAAAAGAAGAAAAAAAAGAAGCAGAUAACCCAAAUGAAAACGAACCUUCCCAAGAUUCUGAAGAACAAAUUUCUUCAGACCUUAGUAGCAUAUUCUGCAAAAAGAAAGAUUUAAUAAUAAUAGAUAAUUUAGUGAAUUUGUGUAACCAGCAAAUUAAAGCAGUAAAGGAAUAUGUGUAUUAUUUAAAAAAAAAUAUAUAUGAUAUAUCGACUGUAGAGGAUAAUAAUGAGAAGAUAAAAGAAAUGAAUAUAUUAGAACCAAUAAAAAGAAGGGAGGUGUUUUUUUAUUUAAAUUUAUGCAUAUCUAUGAGAUAUGUACAAGAAGAUAUGCCAUGUGUUUAUAUUAUUCCCAAAUCAAUAAAUCCAGAUAUCAGAGGAUUUACUUUACAUCCUAUGUUUUACCAUAUUAAUAAAAAAUUAAACGAACAAGAUCCAAAGAAAAAGGUGGAUAUGCUAGUAGACAAUCCAUGGGGGAAAUUAAAAUUACUAAAAAUUGGAAAACGAAAUGUUAAACCAAAUAAUAGAAGUGGGGGGGGUAAUAAUAACAUUAACAGCUAUAGUAGUGUUAACGGGAAUGAAACAGAACAAAAAUCCUUGAAAAAAAAUGAAAGCAAUGACGAAGAUAAAUUUAUAGAUAAUCUUGAAAUAUCUGUUGCUGAAAAAAGAGAACUAGAAGAAGCAGAAAGAAAAAAAAAAGCUAUAGAAGAAAUGAAGAAAAAAAAAAGAGAAAAAGAUCACAAAAAAACAUUUAAUGUAUAUUCAUUAUUAGAAUCAGCUGCUCAAUACUUUGGAGAAGGACCAAAAUAUUCUAAUCCUAACAUUCAUAAAUUUCACAAAUCAAAUAAUAACGAUUUAGUAUAUAUAAAACCACCAACUAAUAUUGAUGAAAAAAAUAUCUUAAUAAAUUAUUUUCUACAAUUUCCAAGUAUAAAUAAAAAAUUACAAUAUAGUAAAAGAAGGGUAUAUGCAGAAAAUUAUGGACUUCUCAAAAUUAUUAAAAAUAAUGAUAAUCAUCCAAUCAAUUUUGAAUUAAAUGUCCAACCAUGGUUACUGGAUCAAUACAAAGACAUGUGGAAUAUUCAAAAUGAGCUCAACAAAUUUCAAAUCUGGAAUAUGUCGAAUUUAGUAACUGAGCAACGAAAGUUUGAGGACACCACAUUUUAUUUUACAAAGGAGGAAUUUAUCAAUCAACCUGACAGCAGCAAAAGUGUUUGUCUAGUAGGAAAGGCAGAAACAGAUUUCGAAAAAAGGGUAGCCAAAAUAAACGGCAUUAAAGGGGCUGAAGAAAAGGUAUCCAAAAUAAAUGGCAUUAAAGCGGCUGAAGAAAAGAUAGCCAAAACAAAUGACGUUAAAGGGGAUGAAAAAAGAGAAAUAAUCACUUCAAAUGCGACAAGGGAGAGUUCUGUGGGAGGAUUCGAUUUAAAGCAUGGCACGAGCAAGGACUACGAAGAAAUGAAAAAAAACGAACAACAGUUAACCAAAAAAAUAAAAAAAAUAUCCUCCAAUGAAGACAUCAAACAAAUGAAAUUAACAAAUUUUUUAAGUAAAAAUAAAAUAAAUACUCAAAAUGUAAAAGUGGAAAAUAAAGCAGAAGAAAAAAUAAUUGAGGAAAACAACAAGCAAGACAAAGCGGAAAUUAACAGUGAAAGUGACGAUAUAAAAUAUUUACAAAUAAACACAAAAAAAAAAAAAAAAAUACUUGACGAUGAGCAAAUUGUGGAACAAACUAAUGAAAAUCCAAAUGAGCAUAGAAGUGAAGCAAAGAAAGAUAACAUUAAUGAAAAAAAUCACACAAAUGAAAAUUCUGAUAAAAACAAAUAUAAUCAAAAAAACGAAACUGAAAAUAAUCAAUCUUAUUAUAUAAACAAGAAUAAAGAUUCUUUUAAAACCAAAACAAAUUAUCAAAAAGAUGACGAAAAAGACUUAGAUGCAGAAAUCCCUAAAACAAAGAAGAAAAAAAAAUUAAAUGAAUUUGAUGAAACUCAGGAUGAAGCUAACAAUAUUGAAGAUAUUGUUGAAAGACAGAGAUAUUUGGAUGAAAAAAAAAAGAUGAAGCUUGACAGAAUGAAGAACAUGUUUGAAAUGGAAGCAGAAGAAAGUGAAGACGAAAAUAUAGAAGAUCCAGAAGAGAGAAGACGAGCACAGGCUCUAAAGAAGGAGCAAUAUGACGAAGAUGAGUUUGAGGAUGAUGAUCAGUACAACAAUGAAGGCCUUAACGAAUUCAUAAAUAAUGAAGAAUGCAAUAGCGAUAAUAAUGUUAUAAAACUAAAAUAUCACGAAGAAAUGGAAAAAUUAGAAGAAGAUAUAUUUUUGAAAAAAUUUACAUAUCAAGGAAAAGAAUUUAAUAAAGAAUUAACAAAUAGAGAAAAAUUAGAACUAGAAAGAGAAAAACAAUUAUUAAAAAAAAAAAAACUUCUAAUAAAUUGUAGUUUAGGUGAUGUCAAAUUUAGUGAUUUUGAAUCUGAUAGUUCAGCUAGCAGUAGUAAAAGUUUCAAAAAAAAAAUUAAAAAUUCUUUGUAUGAACCAUUCAGAGAUAAUGAUGACAUUUUAAAAGCAAAUAAUAAUUAUAUGCAAAAUUCCUAUAAUAGAAGUGAAUUCCCAAAGGAAUAUGACAUUGCAGAUGAAGCCAAAAGGAAGCAAAUUCUUGAAAAAAUUGAUAACGUGAUAUACAGAAAAGAAUUAAAUACUGAUGAAGGGGAAAAAAUAAUAAUUAAAAAAAAACGAAAGAUAAGAUUUCACCAAGAAUUAUCAGACAUAACAGUGACCGAAGAAGAGGAAAAUGAGGAGUAUAAAAAAGCGAAAAAAAAAAGCAAAAAAAUAAAUGCUAAUUUAGUUGAAAAUCCAACUAUUACACACAUUUCAAAUAAAAAUAUUAAUAAUAAUAAUAAAGCUUCCAUAAAAUGGAACACUAAUGUAAAAGACGUUAGCGAAUUGAAUACACCAACCAAUGGUGAAGUUUUUAAUGGAUUUAGAAAGGUGCAGAAUAUUCAGUGA
Molecule: messenger RNA, 4260 nt
Organism: Plasmodium berghei ANKA
Lineage: Eukaryota; Apicomplexa; Aconoidasida; Haemosporida; Plasmodiidae
Product: conserved Plasmodium protein, unknown function
Exons: 4
Coding region: 1-4260 (1419 amino acids)
Source: RefSeq, a predicted model, not a curated record